Messenger RNA from Trichomycterus rosablanca, 5389 nucleotides. RefSeq names its product coagulation factor VIII, procoagulant component (gene f8). The record is from RefSeq and is a predicted model, not a curated record. Bases 58 to 4998 code for a protein of 1646 amino acids. Gene Ontology annotation, molecular function: signaling receptor activity; copper ion binding; oxidoreductase activity. Gene Ontology annotation, cellular component: plasma membrane. The transcript has 25 exons. NCBI's taxonomy places the organism in Eukaryota, Metazoa, Chordata, Actinopteri, Siluriformes, Trichomycteridae.
ACAGGAUCGAGUGUGUGUGUGUGUUCUGUGUGUGUGAGUGUGUGUGUACAGACUGAGAUGAUGAAGAUUCUGCUGUUCCUCCUCAUCCUCACCGAGUGUUCGCCAGAUUCAGGCGUCAUGGCAAAGACCCAGGAGUUCUUUAUAGGUGCAGUAGAGAUAAAGUGGGAUUACAUGAACCCUGGCAACCUGGAGCCACCUUCUACUGAGAGAAGAGCUUUUGCUCAGAGAUACAUGAAGUCUGUCUACACUGAAUUUACUGACUCUACAUUUAGUGUUCAGAAAACGAAACCUCCGUGGGCUGGGAUCCAGGGUCCCACGAUCAGGACGUUGGUGAAUGACCGUGUUGUGAUCCAUUUUAAGAACUUUGCUUCUCAGCCUCUGAGUAUUUCUCCGAUCGGCGUUCCCUACUGGAAACAGUCUGAAGGUGCUGGUUAUGAGGACUCCACCUCACUGCAGGAGCGGGAGGACGACGCGGUGCAGCCCGGCGGUUAUUAUAAAUACGUCUGGGACAUUCAUCCUAACAGUGGACCCACCGCCACCGACCCCGAGUGCCUGACCUACUCCUACUCGUCUCAGGUGGACAUCGUGAGAGACUUUAACUCUGGACUCAUCGGAGCUCUUCUGAUCUGCAAAUCAGGAGCUCUGACGGAGGAGCGCGGGCGGAAGGUGCCCGAGUUUGUGCUGCUGUUUGCCGUGUUCGAUGAAAGCAGGAGCUGGUACAAGGAGGUGGGCAGAGCCGACAAACCCCGAAAAUCACCGGAGCAGCAGCAGUUUCACACCAUAAACGGAUACGCCAACUCCACCCUGCCAGGUCUGAAACUCUGUCUGACCACGCCCGAGGUUUCCUGGCACCUGAUCGGUCUGGGUUCGACUCCGGAGAUCCACACCAUUCAGUUCCAGGAUCACACCGUCAAGGUCAUGAACCACAGACAGGUCAUCGUGGAGAUCACGCCCAUGACCUUCACCACCGCCGUGAUGAAGCCUUACGCCGUGGGCAAGUUCCUGAUAUCCUGCAGAAUCCACUCACAUCAGCACGCCAGCAUGAGCGCGCUCUUCAGCGUGGAGAACUGCGCCGAGUCCAACCAGCUGCCCGAGAAGAGGAACGUUCAGCACGACGAGGACGAGGACGGCGACGAGGACUACCAGGCCGACGACUUCAUUUCCAUCGUGCUCCGACCCGGCGGGCCACCGUCCAUUCUGAGGUCCAGCGGGAGAGGGGCGCCCAAAACCUGGGUUCAUUACAUCAGCGCAGAGGAGGUGUCGUGGAACUACGUCCCUCAGGGGGACCGGAAUCAGCCGCAGCGUGUGGGUCAGGUUUAUAAGAAGGUGGCGUACGUGGAGUACACAGAUAAGACGUUCACAGUGAAGAAGAGCCAGAGCAGCUCACUGAUUGGUCCAGAGCUCAGGGGCGAGGUCAACGACCAGUUCCAGAUCAUUUUCAAAAAUAUGGCCGGUCGACCGUUCAACAUUUACCCGAACGGACUCGCCAGUGUCCAGCCGCUGAAGAAGACAGAGAAGCAGUUGGACCUGCGCUCCCUGGCUGUUCCCCCGGGCGAGAUCAUGAUGUACCAGUGGAAGGUGACCUUGGACGACGCCCCCACUGAGGCGGACCCGCGCUGUCUGACCCGUCUGUACCACAGCACGUUGGAUCCGGAGCGAGACACGGCGUCUGGCCUGGUGGGGCCCCUCAUCAUCUGCAAAUCACAGAGCCUGGACAAGCGAGGAAAAGUGGUGAUGUCGGACAGAGAGAAACACCUCAUGUUCUCGGCCUUUGAUGAAAAUAAAAGUUGGUACGUUGAGGAGAACCUGAAGAAGCUCAACAGAGGUUCUCCCAACUCCAACAUCAUGUACAGUGUAAACGGUCUGAUGUACAACAGCCUUCAGUUUAAGAUGUGUGUCGGCGACGUGAUGCUCUGGCACGUGGCCAGCGUGGGCAUGCGGAGCAACUUCCUGUCUGUCUAUUUUACGGGGAACCCGUUCGAAAAGGACAAGACCUACGGCACGGUCCUGACGCUCUUCCCGAUGACCGGAGACACCGUCACCACCGAGAUGGAGACCGAGGGUGAGUGGGAGAUCAGCGCCUUCGAUCCCGUUCUGAAGACGCGAGGCAUGAGCAUGCGCUACUCCGUCUUUAACUGUGAGCGAGUGCUCCCCCUGGCGGACAACGAGGACUACGAGUACGACUUCGACGACUACGUCGAGAGGAACUUCCCCGGUCCGCGCGGCUUCGGGGAGAAGAACCGGACCGUCGCCGUCCGCGUGUGCAAGAAACUCACGAGCAACGAGACCCGAAGCGACCAAGAGGGCCAGAGGAACAGGGUGGUGUGUAAGAGAAAACUCGUCCCGGUGGAGGAGGUCAAGGAUCUGACCAGUCUGUCGCAGGGGGGGAUUCCUCAGGACGUCUUGGACCAACUGGAUGAGGAAAUUACUCAGAAUUCUUUAAGUCGACAAAAAAGACACGUAGACAAUUCUACAUGGGAACAGAAUUCUGGCCAAAGUGACCUGGAGUCGACCAAUGAGACGAGCUCAGGAACAGACGAGGUUUUGGUGGAAGACGAGAAUCUGAUAUCAUCUAACGUAAAGGCUGAGAGGAACCGGGAUGCGGACGGAACUGGGAACGUGUUCACGGACCCGUUUAAGAAAUUCAUCCACAGGUCGAACCUCAGCGAACCUCUAAAUCUCACUAGCAAGGACGAUUCCAAACCAACCGUGACAAACCGGAUUCAGAGGAACACGUGGGGCGCUAAAAAGGACGCUGAUAAAUUCGGAAAACCAAACGAUCCUCUGAGCGACAACGAGAUUCUGACGGACUCGGACAGGCUGGUGGAAACCCAAGAUCCUCACAAAUGCACCCUCAAAAAUCACAAGUUCGAUCCCAAGUCCCAACAUUCCCAGUCGACCUCCUCUCACAACCAGACGCUCCCCCCGAGAUCUGGGUCCGCGGACUACGACGACUACGAGGACGAAGCAAACGAAACCGCUCCGAACUUCAAUUCCGACGAGAGUAUCAACAUCAGGUCGUCCGAAUCCUUGUUCCGGAGCUACUACAUCGCCGCAGAGGAAGUCACGUGGAAUUACGGGAUCGAGAAACCUCCACAGCUUAUUAAUUCCAGGGAGAUGAGGAGAGGAAGGAGUAAAUAUUUCCCAACCUACAGGAAGGUGGUGUACCGGGCGUACCACGAUAAGGAGUUCCGGAAUCCAGUCAAACGUGGAGAACUGGACGAACACCUCGGCAUUAUGGGUCCCGUCCUCAAGGCUGAGAUCAACGACGUCCUCACUGUGGUUUUUAAGAACCUGGCCACCAGGCCGUACUCCCUGCAUCUGCACGGCGUGUACGACAGGACCAUGGAGAGCUCGGCGUCGCAGGGUGAAGAUCUAGGGAGGAAGGAGGGACCCGGAGAUCCUGUGCCUCCCGGGCAGGAGAGGGUCUACAACUGGAGGAUCACCAAAAGACAAGGACCGUCGUCCAAAGACUUCGACUGCAAAGCUGGUGCCUACUACUCUACCGUCGACAUGGAGAAGGACGUAAACUCGGGUCUGAUCGGCCCGCUGCUGAUCUGUCGUCCCGGGACGCUCCGGCCCCGUUUUCUCCUGCAGCCCGGGGUUCAGGACCUCUUCCUCCUCUUCACCAUCUUUGACGAGACCAAGAGCUGGUAUCUGGAUCACAACAUCAGGGAGUUCUGCACACCACCCUGCCAGGCCAGUGUAGACGAUCCCUGGUUCCAAACCAGCAACAAAUUCGCUGCGAUAAACGGCUACGUCGCCGAGACUCUCCCUGGUCUGGCGGUGGCUCAACACCAAACCUCCAGGUGGCACCUGAUGAACGUGGGCAGCGGGGGAGAGUUUCACGCCGUGCACUUCCACGGAAUACCGUUCAGCGUCGGGAAGGACCAGGAGCACCGCAUGGGCAUCUUCAACCUCUAUCCAGGCGUGUUCGGGAGCAUCGAGAUGAGGCCGGGCAUCGUGGGUACCUGGCUGGUGGAGUGCACCAUCGGAGAGCAUCAGCUGUCGGGCAUGAGGGCCAAACUGCUGGUCUACGACCCACAAUGUGUUCAGCCGUUGGGGAUGCAGUCAGGAUGGAUAGAAGACGAUCAAAUCACCGAGUCUGAUCACUAUGGUCACUGGGAGGCCAGAUUAGCCCGACUGCACUUAUCUGGAUCGGUUAAUGCCUGGAUCGGCAACAGCGCAAAUUCCUGGAUCCAGGUGGAUUUGCUGCGGCCGAUGGUGGUGCACGGGAUCCAGACGCAGGGAGCAAAAACGUCUCUGGGUCUGAGAGAGAUGUUCACUGUCAUCUUCACCAUCAGCUACAGCCUGGACCAGAAAGUCUGGAAGAAGUACAAGGGGAACAGCAGCGAGAGCGAAUACAAGUUAAAUGGAAACAUGGACGGCUACAGGAUCAAAGAGAACGUCCUCUCUCCUCCCAUCAUCGCCCGAUACGUCUGCAUUCAUCCACUGACCCAGGGUACCCGCUCCGCCCUCAGGUUCGAACUGCUGGGCUGUGACCUCAACAGCUGCUCUCUCCCGUUAGGUAUGCAGCGGCGCCUGAUACCCGACAAUCACAUCACUGCUUCUUCCUUCCUGCAGAACUGGAGACUCUCAUGGACUCCAGAUCUCGCCAGACUUAACCAGGAGGGUCGCGCCAACGCGUGGAGGCCGACGACUAAUAACCCCCAUGAGUGGUUGCAGGUGGAUUUUGAGGUGGUGAAGCGGAUCACAGGUAUAGUAACACAGGGAGCCAGAUCAGUGCUCACACCCAUGAUGGUGACAGAGUUCACGGUCUCCGUUAGUGAUGACGGACACACCUGGACCCCGGUCACCCAACCGGGAACAAAGCAGGAGAAGAUGUUUGAGGGGAACAGCGAGCAUGACGAGGAGAAGCUGAACGUUCUGGAGCCUCCACUGUUCACGCGCUACAUCCGCUUCCAUCCUAAAGGCUGGCUGAACCACAUCGCUCUGAGGGUGGAGUUCCUGGGCUGUAACACACAACAGAGACUCUGAGAGGAGAAGAGAUGAAGAGGAAUGAAGACUGUGAUGGGAAUAAUGACACUGAAUGUAAUAGCGCAGUAUUUUUACUUAUUUAUCAAUAAUAUCAGGACGUAUUUAUGUUUUUAGCAAUUACUCUCACAGUGCUGUAAAUAAAUCCAGGUUUUUUGUAGAAAGCUAGCUCGUUUAUGUGUGAUGUUUGAAGACUGGAUUUUCGACUUCCUGCUUCAUUUCUAUAUGUUUAAAACAGUGUAUAUUUUGUGUUGUUUUUACAUGAUACUGUGAUAUUUUGUUCCUGCCAUCUUGUUUAUGAACCGUCUAAUAACUUAUGAGCAGUUAGUUCUCAUGCUUGAAGUUUUCUUGACUUGUGAACAUACCAGCACUACUGAUAUUUAUAUUUACUAUA